AUGAGGCCCAUUUCUUCAAACAUCUGCACACCAACCGAAAAAAUGGCAGCGUGGUUGGUAGAAGAAAUGCGGAAAUAUCCAGUUAAGCACGGCAAAAGUGUCCUCAACUCGGUUGACCUAGUGGAAAAUUUGAAGGAUUUCAAAGUGCGUCGAGGAGAGAUUUUAGUCUCGUUUGAUGUUUCCGCACUUUUUCCCAGCGUCCCCAUUUCUGACGCCUUACGCAGCCUUCGCAGACACCUGGAGCGACGCCGCGCACCCCCAAACCAAAUAGCAGCGUACGUCACCAUAGCCGAGGUUUGUAUGAAUCAGAAUUACUUCUUGUUUCGGGGUAAAUUCUACAAGCAAACCUUCGGCCUCAGCAUGGGAAGUAAAUUAUCCCCCCUACUGGCUGAACUCUUCAUGAGUGACUUCGAAAUAGAUCUCGAAAAACGGGAGAAACUUUUCCCUCGUGUUUGGUGGCGUUAUGUUGAUGAUAUCUUCGCCACCGUAAAGGAACGGUAUCUCCCGCAAACGCUUGAGGUUUUGAACAACCAGCAUAGUUCGAUUAAAUUUACCGUCGAAAAAGAAGUUGAUGGGAAACUUCCAUUCCUCGACCUGUUAAUUUCUAGAAAAGAAGAUAACACGGUGAAAUUCGGAAUUUACCGUAAACCCACGUCAACAGAUCGCUAUAUUACGGUUGAUUCAAACCAUUUUGGAGCGCAAAAGCAAGCUGCCUUUCAUUCGAUGGCCCACCGUCUGUACAACAUACCGAUGGAGAGCCAUGAAUUCGAACUAGAAAAGCAAAAAAUCUUGCAGGCUGGUGAAUUAAACGGAUACGAUCAAGAAUUCGUCAGCAAAAUCCUCCGAAAACACGAAAGAAAAAAGCUCCGUAGCAACGCAACCACAUUCAAACCAGAAAGAGAUGAAUCCCAAAGAGUCAGCCUGCCGUACCACCCACCACUGACAAAUAGUAUCAGUAAGAUUCUCUCUAAACAUGGUCUGAAAGUGGCUUACAAAAGUUCAAACACUUUGAAAGAUCGACUGGUUUCUCUAAAAGACAAAGUGCUACCGGAAGAGAGAUCUGGAAUUUAUGAGAUUCCAUGUCAAAACUGCCCGGCCGUCUAUAUUGGGCAAACCAGACGGAAAUUCAGAACCAGAAUCAAAGAGCACAAAAACGCAGUAGAUAACAACAGGAGCAACGAAUCAAGUGUAGCUGCCCACGCGUCAGAACUUAAUCAUCACAUAGAUUGGGGAAAGGUUAAGUUCAAAAAAUGUGUACGCAAAGCGUCACAUUUAAACGCAUGGGAAUCCAUGUAUAUCACUACAUCGGAAAGGCCACUUAUGAACGAGGAUGAGGCUCCAAUCAUAUCACCGCUUUUCAACCUGCUCAAACCAAGUUUUCAACAACCCGACCACCCUUCGACGAAUACUAUUGGAUAG
Messenger RNA from Uranotaenia lowii, 1419 nucleotides. RefSeq lists its product as uncharacterized. The record is from RefSeq and is a predicted model, not a curated record. The transcript has a single exon. The coding region runs from base 1 to 1419 and encodes 472 amino acids. NCBI's taxonomy places the organism in Eukaryota, Metazoa, Arthropoda, Insecta, Diptera, Culicidae.